AGGAACAAAUGAGAAAAAUAAGGAAACUGAAGAAAUUUGUAUUUCUGAAUUUACUUCUUUCUUGGAGGAAGUAAAAUUAGAUUACCAAAAUUCCAGUCAAACAUUGCGAAUUGCGUUGGAUAAGUUUAAAGAUCGAUAUAAUGCAGCAAAGGCUUUGUCUGUUCCCAGAUUAUCCUCUUUCCUAUAUGACCUUAACUGCAAUUUAGACUAA
Molecule: messenger RNA, 211 nt
Organism: Funneliformis caledonium
Lineage: Eukaryota; Fungi; Glomeromycota; Glomeromycetes; Glomerales; Glomeraceae
Source: the annotation of a GenBank genome assembly